CUCCGUGCGUGCUCUGCUGCUGUGUGUCGGUCCGUGUUGGCGCGAACGUGCACGCCGGCGCGAGACAAAGAGCCUCCUGAUUUACACUCCAGUGGAAACUACACCGGUCUCCUGUUAUCGGCAACGUUUACGAGCAGAAAGCUGUAUUUCGAGUCGUUAUGGCUGAUAAAGAAGCUGCAUUUGAUGACGCAGUGGAGGAAAGGGUCAUAAAUGAAGAAUAUAAAAUAUGGAAGAAAAACACACCGUUUCUGUAUGAUCUGGUGAUGACCCACGCGCUGGAGUGGCCCAGUCUUACUGCCCAGUGGUUGCCAGAUGUCACCAGACCUGAAGGGAAGGAUUUUAGCGUGCACCGCCUGGUUCUCGGCACUCAUACCUCUGAUGAGCAGAAUCACCUGGUUAUCGCCAGUGUCCAGCUGCCCAAUGAUGACGCCCAGUUUGAUGCCUCACAUUAUGACAGCGAAAAAGGAGAAUUUGGUGGUUUUGGCUCAGUGAGUGGCAAGAUAGAGAUUGAGAUCAAGAUUAAUCAUGAGGGAGAAGUGAACAGGGCUCGCUACAUGCCACAGAACCCCUGCAUCAUUGCCACCAAGACCCCCACUAGUGAUGUGCUGGUCUUUGACUACACCAAACACCCCUCCAAACCUGACCCCUCUGGAGAGUGCACUCCUGACCUGCGACUGAGGGGGCAUCAGAAAGAAGGAUAUGGUCUGUCCUGGAACCCCAACCUGAGUGGCUGUCUACUGAGUGCAUCUGAUGAUCACACAAUCUGUCUGUGGGACAUCAGCACAGUACCAAAGGAGGGAAAAAUAGUGGACGCUAAGACCAUUUUCACUGGUCACACUGCUGUAGUGGAGGACGUGUCUUGGCAUCUGCUUCACGAGUCUCUCUUUGGGUCUGUUGCAGAUGACCAGAAGCUUAUGAUCUGGGACACACGCUCCAAUAACACAUCUAAACCCAGUCAUGCAGUAGAUGCCCACACUGCAGAGGUCAACUGUUUGUCCUUCAACCCCUACAGUGAGUUCAUUCUGGCCACCGGUUCUGCUGACAAGACUGUUGCAUUGUGGGAUUUGCGAAACCUGAAGCUGAAACUUCACUCAUUUGAAUCGCACAAAGAUGAAAUCUUCCAGGUUCAGUGGUCACCCCAUAAUGAGACCAUCCUGGCCUCUAGUGGAACAGACAGGCGACUCAAUGUCUGGGACCUCAGUAAAAUCGGUGAGGAACAGUCACCAGAAGAUGCAGAGGAUGGACCUCCAGAGCUGCUGUUUAUCCAUGGAGGCCAUACAGCCAAGAUUUCUGACUUCUCCUGGAAUCCAAAUGAACCGUGGGUGAUUUGCUCCGUGUCUGAGGACAACAUCAUGCAAGUCUGGCAGAUGGCAGAGAACAUCUACAAUGACGAGGACCCAGAGGGGGCAGCAGACACUGAGGUUCAGGGAUAAAAUGACUCUUUACACCACCCCACUCUCAGCAUAAGACAAAACUCUUCUAAAAACUGUCUGUCUACACUCAAGUGAAGAACAUAAGUGCUCUCCCCUAAGUAAUGGAAAUGGAAUAAUUGAAUAUUUCCCCACCAGGCAUUUUCUACUGUUUAUAGAGUAUUUUUCUAAGAAAAAUGUCAGUUAAUCCUUGAUCAGUAUCAGAAUGUGAGACAAAUGACCCUUCUCAUCCCUUACCACCAUUGUCUCCUGAGGAUUUCCAUGCAGUUUAAGUAUACUUAAAGUAUAACUUAAUCAUAAAAGUAUAUACAGGUGGGUAGUAUGUUGUGACCAGAGUGCAGUGAUACAAUAUUGAUGUUCAGUAGAUUUUUUUUUUUUUUUUAACUUGUCCUACAAAUGCAAUUUCCAUUCAAAUAUCCAUUUAUUUCAUUACUAGAUGUAUUGAUAACUUAAGCUCUUAUGUACUCUUUUUACUUUGAGCUUCAUGUAUCAGUCAGGUGGUGUUUGUCUUUUUAAUAUUGUGACUUUUCAAUGUUUUUCUCCUGUAUGUCCAUACCGUUGUACAUAACAUUAUGAAUAAACCGUUUUUGUUGAUAAAA
This is a messenger RNA of Carassius auratus (goldfish), 2029 nucleotides long. RefSeq names its product histone-binding protein RBBP4. The coding region runs from base 159 to 1433 and encodes 424 amino acids. The transcript has 12 exons. NCBI's taxonomy places the organism in Eukaryota, Metazoa, Chordata, Actinopteri, Cypriniformes, Cyprinidae. Gene Ontology annotation, molecular function: protein binding. The record is from RefSeq and is a predicted model, not a curated record.